Messenger RNA from Anguilla rostrata (American eel), 2275 nucleotides. RefSeq names its product platelet-derived growth factor subunit A-like. NCBI's taxonomy places the organism in Eukaryota, Metazoa, Chordata, Actinopteri, Anguilliformes, Anguillidae. The record is from RefSeq and is a predicted model, not a curated record. Gene Ontology annotation, molecular function: growth factor activity; platelet-derived growth factor receptor binding. Bases 612 to 1475 code for a protein of 287 amino acids. Gene Ontology annotation, biological process: positive regulation of protein autophosphorylation; platelet-derived growth factor receptor signaling pathway; positive regulation of cell population proliferation. Gene Ontology annotation, cellular component: membrane. The transcript is spliced from 7 exons.
ACGACGCAGCUCGCUGAAGUGUAUUGUGUAUCGCAGACACGCUUCAACUGCACUCAGUAGAGUUCCAAGACGUCGCUGGAUCUAUCGUAAUCGUUUCAUUUGCACCGGGAGAGAAAUUUUUUUUUUUUCAUCUGAUAUUUUUCUUCCUUAUUGGAAACAAAACUGGAGUAUAUAUAUUAUUGCAUUUUCGAUCGGAACACAAUAACACCUUGACCGAUUAAUUCAUGCAGGUUUCGGCACGAAAUCUCCGAAGAAUGUUUUCUAUGUUGUACAUUCAGAACAUUGGCCAAAUCAUGUAUCUUUAUAGAUGCACAAUAACGCAUAUUUAAAAUGGCAGUACAUAAAUUUGAUAUUUACUGAUAAGAAUAUAACCCAUGACUUUUUGCCUGGAUUUUUCCACACAACUCUGCAGGGUUUAAAUACCAUGUUGGUCUUUCGCCGGUUGCUUUCAAAGAAACAAGGCUCGGAGAAGACGGAUUUUACAAAGCCAAAUGUGAAUUUCAUUUGAGCACAACUCCGAUUGAACUGCUCUUGCCAAGUAGCCAACAAGUGCAUUCGACGACGUAGAUGACGCCCUCUAAGCCUGGGGCACAGGAUAUUCUCCAUGAGGGAUGGUACUGAAAUCCCGGCGGCAAGGGGCAGCUUUAUCGCUCCUAAAGAAUAACUUAUUCAUGGUUCGGUGGAACUCGAAAAAGGAGAUGACAAUUUCAUUGCUGUACUUCCUCAUCUGCACCUCGUGUCUGCCCUAUGCCACCGCUGAGGAAGUCCUUAUACCUCGGGAACUGAUCGAGCGACUGUCGAACAGCGAAAUUUACAGCAUCAGCGCCCUCCAGAGACUCCUGGAGAUAGACUCCGUAGAUAAUGAGGUCAUGGAGGAGACUAAACAGAGGUACCGUAAGGAACGUUCCCACAACCACGCCCACCCAAAGAGCUCCCAGAUCCACAGCAGACGCAAGAGAAGCGUCGGUGAGCCAUCUUUCAAUGUCGUCCUUCUAGGCCCCUCUGUAUGUCCUCGUAUGGAAAUGCAGCCUACUGCAGGAUGUCCUCAUAAAGUUCUUCAACAUAUCACGACAGCUCACGAGGAGGCUGUUCCUGCAAGCUGUAAGAUACGGACGGUGAUCUACGAGAUCCCGCGCGGCCAGGUGGAUCCCACCUCCGCCAACUUCCUGAUAUGGCCACCGUGCGUGGAGGUGAAACGCUGCACCGGCUGCUGCAACACUGGCAACCUGCGCUGCCACCCAGCAGGCACACAACAACGCACUGUGAAGGUGGCUAAGGUGGAGUAUGUCCGGAGGAGGCCCAGGUUAAAGGAGGUUCAGGUGGAGCUGGAGGACCACCUGGAGUGUGUGUGCACCUCACAUCUUCACCUGGCAGGACACAAAGAACCAGACACAGGGCCGGUGCGCGUUAGGUCUCCAGGAAAAAAGAGGAAACGUAAAAAGCUAAAGCUCACCAAGGAUUUAUUGGCCACAUAGUUAAAAUUUUAAAUAAUAAGGUCUGUGGGGCCUGUGAGCCAAUCAGCAGGUGUCAGGUGAGUCCAAAAGAUCAGGCCCCCAGUCCACCUUCUCCCCGCCCCCCGAUGCCAGCCACCAUCCAUCCGACGUCUCAUUUUCUCGACGCGUCCUACUCAACUAACAGACGAUGACUGUAAUGCCAAAGGUGCUUCAUUAAAGUGUCCCUCAGUGACGUCUCGCCCCCUCAAGGCAUCAUCAAUCGAAUGCUGAUCGUGCCUCUCGGCGCAAGCUGGACCCUGUGCAGAAGUGACAGGGGAACGAGAACGUUUUAUUCUGCGAUGUUCAAACCUCAAAUGAAAAAGAAAAUGGGGGGGGGGGGCCUGGAUAAGCAUUUAUUUUGAAACUUUGGGGGAUGGAGGAAGCCAGAGUUGCCUUGGUAGCAGACAAAAAAAAACCCAGAAAAAACUACAGAAUGACUGAGUGUGGCAUUGUAGAGAGGGAUGCUGGGUAAAACAUAAUUAGCAGACACUGAAAAUGUCGACGCUUCUGUCUCUCGCCAAAUGUGCACUGACUGGAUACCUGCAUGCGGACAUGAAGUUCCCAGAUAGAUUUCCUCUCCUUGUUGUGACAAACAUGGUCUCUCUUAGAUGAGGAAAUACACACUAUAUAUAUAUUUUUCUCUCUAUAAAAAGAAAUACCACAUUAUGUCCUUAUGUUUGUAACCUUCAUUUGUUGCGCAUUGGAUUGUAUCCUGGUACAUACAGACCGUAAUACAGGGCUCCUUAGCCCAGCCUUUUCUAUUAAUAAACUAUUUAUAUUUA